AGCCUGUGUUAUCCUGAUGAGCGAUGACACACACACAUGCUGCCUUGUUGGCUGCAGCAGCAGCAGCAGCUCUAUAAAUACCUCACCACCGCGCAUACUCGCUUCACACAAAGAAGCUCCAUAAUUAAUUAUUGCCCUUUCAGUUCGCCAUCGGCAGCCGAGCACCAUGAGCUCCACAGGCGGCGACGAUGGCGCCAAGAAGUCUUGGCCGGAAGUGGUCGGGCUCAGCCUGGAAGAAGCCAAGAGGGUGAUCCUGUGCGACAAGCCCGACGCCGACAUCGUCGUGCUGCCCGUCGGCACGCCGGUGACCAUGGAUUUCCGCCCCAACCGCGUUCGCAUCUUCGUCGACACCGUCGCGGAGGCACCCCACAUCGGCUGAGAAUCAAAUCUAUAAAAUGAAUAACUCGGACAUGUCAUGCGUGCAUGUCCGUCGCCGAAUAAUGGAUGUGUGUGCUUCGUUCCAAUAAAUUGCUAGUAAAAAUAAUGGCAUCGUCGGUAUGCAUGAAUAAAAUGUAUCAGAAUGUUCAUCCUUUCACGAUUGGAUAUAUGAAAAUGUGCUCAGUUGUUUGGUUUCCAA
Zea mays is the source of this 577-nucleotide messenger RNA. Its product is annotated as subtilisin-chymotrypsin inhibitor CI-1B. The record is from RefSeq and is marked validated. The transcript has 2 exons. NCBI's taxonomy places the organism in Eukaryota, Viridiplantae, Streptophyta, Magnoliopsida, Poales, Poaceae. The coding region runs from base 37 to 399 and encodes 120 amino acids.